Leptomonas pyrrhocoris is the source of this 3993-nucleotide messenger RNA. Its product is annotated as putative ATP-dependent DEAD/H RNA helicase. Bases 1 to 3993 code for a protein of 1330 amino acids. Lineage: Eukaryota; Euglenozoa; Kinetoplastea; Trypanosomatida; Trypanosomatidae. Gene Ontology annotation, cellular component: cytoplasm. Gene Ontology annotation, molecular function: ATP binding; nucleic acid binding. The transcript has a single exon. The record is from RefSeq and is a predicted model, not a curated record.
AUGACGCAUUUCGCAUCAGGAGAAUGGAACUUCCACCAGUACACAAAUGAUGGAGCGGCAGACGCGGCUAGCGUCGCGCUUCCGGGGACGGUGGCACCAAACACCGUUCGAUGCCCCGCGCCGCGGCAAAGCCUUGACUGCGAAGGAGCACAAAACGAAGUGCUAAAUAGAGUCUCCAACGAGCACGCGCAGCAGCUGCGAUGCAUAUACGCGAAGCUCUACCCCUAUCAGCGGGAGCUUUUCCGCGUCAGCGCCCUGCAAGACUCCUUGGUUUACCUGCAGACGGGCGGCGGCAAGACCUGGGUGGCCGCGGCGCUCAUCUCUCUCCAUCUGGCGAUGCACCCGACCUCGCGCGUCUUCUUUCUGGUGCGCACAGUGGCGCUGGCGGCGCAGCAGGCGAAGGUGUUGGAGCGGCUGACGGGUGUGACGGUGGCAUGCGUGGCGGGCGGGGCGAAGGAGUUCCGCACGGUGGAAGCCUUCUGCCAAGCUCCGCGCUGUCGCGUCGCCGUCAUCAUCGAUACGCGCUUCUUCGAGUGGCUCAGCGCGGCCCCGACCCUCGUGACAGAACAGCUCGCGUCGCUCGUGCUGCUCGACGAAGCCCACCACGCGCAGGGUGGAGCGUACCAACGAAUUUGUGAGCAACUUCACACGUUACGCGAUGGCAAGGCAAGGCAAGUGACAGUGGAGUCCAUGUGCCACCUCGACGAUGCAACCCUACGGGAGCGACUGCAUAUUGUUGGCCUGCGAUCUGCCGCCGCGACCGUUCUCGCAUCCCGGCUGCAACGCGCACACGAGCAGGAGCGGCGGGUGCGUGAGAGACAACUUUGCACGGGUGGCCCGCCCAACUCGCGCCCGUCGCACUCCUCCAACCCUGACGGCGUGGGGGAGCAGGUCGAGAGUCCUGUGCUGGAGCUGCUGUUGAGCUGCUACCCACGCGACAUGCCUCUUCCGCAGCUCGUUGGGCUCUCCGCCUCACCGGUGGUGCACUUCCAGAAAAAAGAGCGGGAGCUGGUAAUGCUGUUGCUCACGCUGCAGUGCCGACUUGUCGGUGUAGUGGAAGAGGUGGCGGACUUAAAGCUGCACCGGCCUAACCCGGCCAUCACGGCGCUCUCGUACCUUCCCCUCUACGAGGAGCGCGUGUUGCAGACGGCGCUGCGGCGAGUGUUGUCGCACGUGUUUCGUCGCAUGGAGGCGCUGGUACCGGAGAACGGGGCGCGAAAGAAGAUGGAAAUCCUUCGCACCACCUCGGUCGCCUCGCCAGGGUUUGAGGCAUGCUGCAACCAGUUCCUCACGGAUGUGGCCAUGACGGAGAAGUUCAAAAAGACACUGCGCUUUCCUCCCGGAAGCGUGUUGGAGAAAGAGGUGCGGACGUACCUGGCAGCACAGACGACGGGCCAGCAUGAAUCCACAGCGCACAACGGCAGCGGUAGCGCCGUACCCCUGCCGUUGCUGAGCAGCGAGGAGGAGAUAAAGAUGUGCGCCGACUUCAUUCUUUUCGGUCUUCAGUUUAUUAAAGCGGCAAGCAAAGCACUGAUCGCGCUGCAAGACGAGUCGUACGAGGCGAUGAUGCGCUCUUUCACGCAAGAUUUCUCCCACGAGGAGGUCGAGCGCAUUCGCGUAGGGUGCGGCCCGAUCACUGCGAUCGUCCUCCGCCCUGUGAUUCUGUCUGUGUUCCAACUCAUGGGCAGCCUACGACACCAACACCCUCUCGCGCUUGCCGAGCACUCCAAUGAGACUCUUUCUACGCAAGACACGAGGUCAUCGUACGCUGGGACGACUAGUGCCUCUGCCACAACUCCCGUGUCAACGCUUUCCUUUUCACACGCUGUCUCGAUGGGCGACGCACUGCAAGCUGGCAGAACCCUCCUGCCAUAUGGACUGCGAAGCCGCAGCACCCGCGUUCAAGUGCUCAUGCGGGUCUUCACGGAGCUCGCCAUGGUCGCGGUGGCGAUGACGCACGCACCGGACGACGUGCUCGAGCAUAACCUGCGCGUUCUCGUCUUCGUCGAAACACGCGAUGCGGCGGCGAGUCUCAUGCGGAUUUUCUCCGAGUACUGCCCCUUUGCCUACAAGGUGUUGCUUCCCGAAGUGCUGCUGGGGCAGAAGAACGGCAAACGCGUUUCGGACAACUACAUGACGCGUGCGGCGCAGACGGCGCUGCUCGAGAAGUUCCGCUGCGGCGAGACGCGCCUUGUCUUUGCCACCACGGUAGCGGAGGAGGGCAUCGACGUGCCGGACUGCCACGUGGUCCUCUACUGCCAUCGGCACACCGAGCUGCGCAACAUCGUGCAGAGCUGCGGCCGCCUCCGCAUGAAGAACACACUUUUUCUGACACUAUCGAACCUGCUGAAUGGGCAUCCGCGGCUGGGCUUCAUCAUGAGCGCUAUUCACCACACGGGAAAGAUGCUGCAGCGCAUGUCAUCUCGCUGCCGUGCCGACGCCUGGUGCUUAGAAAACGAUGAGCUUCUUCUUGGCGGCAGCGUUAACGACAAUGCCAACGGCACACAGAGUUGCGGCAGCAGCGGGUUUUUCCCUGUCACCCUCCCGGUCAACCCGAACGAGGCGUCGCGGCUCACCACACAAGAUUCCACGCUGCUCGCGCGCCAACGCAGUAUUUUGCUCGACCUCCAACGAGCGCAUCGGACCGAGGUGUUUUGCAUUCACAGCCGCGAUUUAAUGGGCGAGGUGGUCUCGUUCGUGCAGGUGACAGUGAUGAUGUCCGUCUCGGCCGGCGGGGGUGGGCACGACACCCCUGUGUCGUCGUUGUCCGCUGGUCUGGGGCGACCGCAGAGCCGCUGGGAUCACAUCUCCGGCACCGCCAGCGGCGGGCUCAUCAAGGCAGCGCAAAAGGCUUUUGUGGAGUUCUGCAAGGAUGCACAGCAGAAAGGCUACCUUACCACCGAAGGCAAGAUACCUCUCCUCGCCAGAGCGGGAGGUGGCGGUGGUGGUGGGGCGGCAGCAGGGGUCGGCUCCUCUUCUUCUGCUGCUGCUUCGCCUUUUACUGGUGUGGUGGCGUCUUGGGACGCGGGGUUGGCCGCGCUGAGGGUUCAGCGCAGCUACGCGAAGACGGCGACCCCCUCCGUCGUCUUCCUCGGCCGUUUUUUGUGUCUGUGCAGCCGCAAGACGUGGCCCCCGUCGGUGCUGGAGUACUUCUUCAAGGGGCGCGCUGGCGUGAUGGCGAUGUACAACGACGAUCUCUGGACAUCGCGAAUUGAGCCGCAGACGGUGCUGCGCGAGGAGCUCCGUGCCGUCGACGCACCGCCCGCAAGAUUUCACCUCCCCAAGAUCGGGAAUGCAGCGUUGAGCGAGGCACGGCGGUGUGGAGCAGGCCUUUCGUCCGCCGCGGCAGAGUCGGAUAGCGUGAGUGAGGUGGGCAGCUACACCUUCAGCAACGCGUACUCGUCCACCACACCGACCAACAGUCAGGACAGUCGCAACUGGUAUCGCGCCGUUCACCAACGCCUCAACGAGAAUCCUGCUGGAGAGCCAUCAACGCGAGAUGCGGAGUUUGCGGAGGUGGAAUUCUUGCUGCCCAUGUCCGUGGUGGACGCGGUGCAGGGGUACGCGUUGCCGCACUCCCCGCGAGCGUCGCAGAGCCCGCUGAGUGAUGCGGAUGCUUUUGCAGGUGCGCAGGACGCUAGGUGCAGCGAUGGCAGCAGCAACAUCAGCCAGCAGCACUCCCCUGUCGCUUCUCCGGCCUCGUCGUGCAGCUGGCGAGCGUCUGCGAUCGGCGCGACGGAAAGAACCUUCUCGACGGGGGCCGGCUGCGGCGUGACGGAGUGCGAUGUUGAGCUGCGAACAACAGAUAAAACGGGCAAGGAGAAGUCCACACCUAUGCGAAGGGUCUGCAUCCGCUACCAAGGCGCACACGCCAGCAAAAUAAUUUCGGUCGAGGGGCUGCGGUGGCUGGGCGUGACGGUAGUCUACGGCGUGGACGAGGAUGAGAUGAAGGGUUUACUGUCCACCUGUCGUCAAGUUGGUACCCUCGAGUAG